Cyclopterus lumpus (lumpfish) is the source of this 2693-nucleotide messenger RNA. It is a transcript of the gene alg10, whose product is annotated as ALG10 alpha-1,2-mannosyltransferase. Gene Ontology annotation, cellular component: endoplasmic reticulum. The transcript is spliced from 3 exons. Gene Ontology annotation, biological process: protein N-linked glycosylation; dolichol-linked oligosaccharide biosynthetic process. NCBI's taxonomy places the organism in Eukaryota, Metazoa, Chordata, Actinopteri, Perciformes, Cyclopteridae. The coding region runs from base 235 to 1659 and encodes 474 amino acids. Gene Ontology annotation, molecular function: dolichyl pyrophosphate Glc2Man9GlcNAc2 alpha-1,2-glucosyltransferase activity. The record is from RefSeq and is a predicted model, not a curated record.
AACUAAUACCGAUAAAACCGUUUCCGUGCCGGACGUUUAUAAAAAGCGGACCGCCAACUGUCAAAGAUAUAACUCUUCCGUUUAUCAAUACGGGACAGGGUUAAACCAGUUCCCCCUCGUCAUUGAGAUUUUACGGGGCUUUUACACGCACAUAUUCCGUUAUGUGGUAUAAUCCGCGUUAUUACCGCUGACUUUGAACUGCAUUCACUUUUACAUCGGAUUUCGUCAUCAAACAUGGAGAAAUUUGAAGGCUACGUCUUCACUGCGCUCUGCAGCACCAACUUUUUGAUCUCCUGCCUGCUGUUCUCCAGAGUCACUCGGGAGCAAAGGGAGCCGUACAUGGACGAGGUGUUCCAUGUGCCCCAAGCUCAGGAAUAUUGCCACGGGAAAUUCAACGAGUGGGACCCGAUGAUCACCACUCUGCCGGGCCUGUACCUCGUCUCCGUGGGAGUCAUCAAGCCCGUGGUGUGGCUCGCUGGCCUGACGGGCCAGGUGGUGUGUUCCACGGCCAUGCUGCGCUUCAUCAACCUGCUGUUCAACUGCGGCAACCUUUACGUGCUCUACCUGCUCAUCUGCAAACUGCACCUCAGGGAGAAGACGCGAACGACCUCCCGGCGAGUCCUCUCGGCGCUGUCUCUCUCCACCUUCCCCGUGCUCUACUUCUUCAACUUCCUCUACUACACUGACGCCGGGUCUACUUUCUUCACCCUCUUCACCUAUCUCAUGACGCUCUACGGCUGCCACAAGGCCUCGGCGCUCCUCGGCAUCUGCGCCGUGCUCUUCCGUCAGAACAACAUCAUCUGGGUGGCCUUCUGCGCCGGCACUUUGGUGGCCGCCAAAAUGGACGAGGCCUGGAAGGUGGAGCAUGCGAAAAAGAGGGACGAGAAGUCCCCGGCGUCCCAGGUCCCUCUGACGUUCAGUGGCGUGAAGAAAGCCACGCUUUUCACGCUGGAGUUCCUCACCUCCCCCAUCCAGGUGAAGGCGGUGCUGCUGGUAGCCUGGCCGUACGCGGUGGUCGGCGUGGGCUUCCUGGUGUUCGUGGUGCUGAACGAUGGGAUAGUGGUGGGCGACCGGACGAGUCACGAAGCCUGCCUCAACUUCCCCCAGCUCUUCUAUUUCUUGUCCUUCGCCCUCUUCUUCUCCCUCCCCGUCUCGCUGUGUUACUACCGCGCUCUUCGCUUCCUGCAGGCCGUGAAAAGGCAGCCUCUGUUUUUCGUCUUCGCCACGUGCGUCUGCCUGCUCCUGGUGUGGAAGUUCACCUCUGUUCACAAGUACCUCCUGGCAGAUAACCGUCACUUCCCCUUCUACGUGUGGAAGAGGCUUUUCCAGAGGCACGAGCUGGCACGCUUCCUCCUCGUCCCCGUGUAUGUGUUCGCCGGGUGGAAUUUCCUGGACGCCUUCAAGUCGCGCUCGCUCUUCUGGAGCCUGGCGUUCCUGGCGUGCCUCCUGGCCGCGACCGUGCCGCAGAAGCUGCUGGAGUUCAGGUACUUCAUCGUUCCCUACCUGAUGUACCGCCUGCACAUGCCCCUCCCCUCCCUUCCCAGGCUCAUCGGGGAGUUUCUCCUGUACGCGGCGGUGAACGGUGCCACGCUCUACAUUUUCAUCAGUAAGACCUUCUACUGGCCGGACAGCGCAGCCACGCAGAGGUUCAUGUGGUGAGCUAAAGAGGAACGCGUAUCUGAUGCCGGGAGUUCCCGGAAUCGGAUGGGAUGCCGGUAAUCGAGCGAUUGUCCAGAGAACCACGGAGCAUGUGAAGUCUCAGAAAUCAAAAAGAAAAAGCUUCCGUUACAUUUCAAUAACCGACACAAAUGGCUUAUACUUUUGACUUUUUUUUUGUACAGUGUAACCAAUUAGUGUUCGGGAUCUUGUAAUGGGAUCAGCCACGGCUGACACUGAGAAUCAAUAUUGCUAGUUUUAUUGGGACAGGUGAUGGACAAAUAUAUUUUAAAAAAACAUUUAAUCGUGUGCUUUUCAGGUUUAAUUUCUGCAGGGUUUUACUUUCACAGACGAAGGCCUCAAACACAAUUCAAUUGAAAGAGAAUUCAUUCUUAAAGGAAAGUUUUUUGCUUUGAUGAUGCCGUGGUGGUUCCAGUGUUGCAAAUCUGGUCUGAGUUAUAAUGUUCUGUUUUGUUGAAUUGAUUAAAAUGUUGAUCCCCCUCCAGGAGGAAAACUAAUUGUCUGCAGGUUUCUGGGAAUUGUGAAAGCCGGGUAUUGUUUCCUAUGGCUGUCACCGUUUUGUACUAUAAAUGUAAAUACCGUGUGCAGUUCUAUGAAUAACUGUAGACACAAGCUGUAAAUAUGAUUCAAGAGACCAAAAAUGACGUCCAUAUUGUGUUCAGAAUUUCUAUUGUAUUGGAUGUUUUUGUAUUGAUUUGAGAUCCUAGUUUUGUUUAUUUGCCGGUGGAGAACAACAGACUUGUUUAUAAUCAUGGACAAGAGAUACAUGUGUCUUCAGAUUUAUUACUUUGACCAAGCCAUAAAAAUCCACUGGAAUUGAUUCAGAAUUUAGAUGUUUUAAAAAAAAAAAAAAUGUUUGUUAUGAAAUUAGUUUUGUUGUACUUUGUGAUGUGUGUGUGUUUGUGUGCGCAUGUGUGUUACAUUUUAGGAAUUUCGACGUGUCCAUUCAGCUGUAUGCUGAUCCCCUGUUCAUACAAUUGUGCGUAUACCUUUUGAAUAAAAUGACUCGUGCAAUA